This is a messenger RNA of Rasamsonia emersonii CBS 393.64, 2169 nucleotides long. RefSeq lists its product as uncharacterized. Bases 1 to 2169 code for a protein of 722 amino acids. The record is from RefSeq and is a predicted model, not a curated record. Lineage: Eukaryota; Fungi; Ascomycota; Eurotiomycetes; Eurotiales; Trichocomaceae. The transcript has 2 exons.
AUGCCGAAACAAGUUCUCACAUUUAAUGUCCCAUAUAGACAUCCAUCCUGUUGGUCCCUUUGGUCGAGUGCCUAUCUAGAUGGCCAGAAUACUCGUGUAAUCACUCUGCCCUUGUACCGUAUUGCAUGGCCACCUUGUCCCGUUCAAGUUGAUGACAAAGCGCUGGCCGUCACUUUUGACGAUGACUUCCCUCCGCUCGGCGCCGCUCCAAAGGAUAGGAACGACUUGCCUUUCCGACCUUAUCUUCCACAUGGACCGCAAGACCAAUCCGUGCGCUCUGGCACUCCGACUCUUCCACCUGGUCUCCCCCUUCCUCAUGGCCAUCCCGCAGCAGCCCUACUUCAGCAGGACGUCUCCAACCCGCAGAGUCCGGCGUCGUCUGUCUCUUAUCCGGUACACCCUCCACCUGGGCUUUCUUUUUCUCGCCGGGGGACCCCAGUCCAGAAGCCACAGGAGAAUAUCUCCCGGAAGCAAACCCCGGUGGUGAAAGAGACCCAGGGUGACACGCCUUCUGCAGAAAGACCCAAGAACCCUGCAGAUAUCUCAUUGGGCUCUCCCAAGCCGAAGCCAGCCAACAGAAAUAAUCGUGAAGAAAAAGCCGCGGAACCCUCCCCUGCCACUGAGAAGGAGUCUGCUGCAGCAUCCACAGAGACACCCAAGCGCGCGGAGCGCAGCAGUAAGAAGGCGAAGCCGAUCAAGCUCAACCUGGCCAUGCCAACGCCCCAGCUGUCUGAAGUUGCCACUACGAAGGAGGAGACAUCCAGUCAAAAUGCGCCAGCUGUAACCUCAGCGCCAGCGCCGGCGCCGGCGCCGUCUUCGCAGAUUGGAUCCCGACCGAAUACGCCGCUGACUGGUGUUUCGCGCACUUCUGACUCGUCAGGUCCACGCGGGCCGAGAGUGCUUCGUGUUGUCGAUACUCCGAAAAACGAGACUCCGCCGCCCCCUUCUGAAUCGCAGUCAGCGUCAUCUGCUGCUGCGUCAAAAGAUGCGUCGAAAGAUUCGUCGAAAGAUGCGUCGAAGGAUGCAUCCAAAGAUGCAUCAAAAGCACGAUCCAGACGGCCAAGUCUAUCUUCAUUGAGCAGACCUGCCACUCCUGGAGACGUGGGUUCUGAUUAUGAUCCUAACACGUCUGCGUCGGUAUCCCGUGCUAAUUCACCACCGCCCUCGCGGGUGGGGUCAGCGCCAGUCCGGACGAUGACUAAGAGCCAGGCGAAGAAAGAACGGAGACUCAAGGCGAAGCAGGCAGAAGAAGCGAAGAAGGAGGAGGUGAUGGCCUCGACCCCCGUGGAAGAACCCGUGCAGGCGCCGAUUAUAGGUAGAAAACGCAAGACCAAGAAGACUCCGGUGAGCAGCUCAGAACAGUCUACGACGGCCGCGACGACUUCGACGGAUAAAGAGGAACAGAAGUCUGAUGCGAACCGGAAGGCCGGCAAGUCCAAGGACAAGGCUACCAAGGACGAAAAAUCGGCAGCGGCCGAGGAGAAAAAGCCAGAAGAGAAGGAUAACGUUGAGGCAUGGAAAACUAAUAAUACCAUCGAACAGUUGCUCAAGGAUGCGGAAUCCUCUGGCCGGUCCAUCAAGGAGCUCUUCCUCGAGAGGACGUCUCCUCUUCAUGCCGUUCUUGGGCAGAUGCACAAGGCCGGCGAGAUUGAUCUGAAUACACACCCUCUGUUUAACCCACCCAAUCUCAACCAGCGUACCGAUAUGAAGUGCACAGCGGACGAUUAUGACAACCUAAAGCGACCCAUCGAAUUGACAGAAGAACAUAGGAAGAUGCUGCUCCGGGGUGAGCCUGUUCGGAUCAACCAGGAUUCAGAUCUUCUAAAGAACCGGUGCCUGAUCACUCCACGUGGAUGUGUCUUACGCAACCUCUCUAAGGAGGAGGAGGAUCGGUAUCUCGAGCUGGAGAAGCGCGUAAGCCCUGAGGCGAUGCAAGAGUUCCCAGCCAUCUCAAUGAACGAACCGGACCCGACGAACAUGAAUGGCGGUCUGGAUGCUCUCUUUGCCACGCCCGAGAAGUUCAACAUCCGCUGGGUCGAUGAUGUAUCUCAGAUGAACCUGACCUUGGACUCAACUGGGGGCUGUGGUGACGGAGGCGGACACAUCCGCAGCGUCUUCGACGACGGCAUCUGCGCCGCUAAAUGUGCUGUCGACGAUGGAGGCGGAUAG